This is a messenger RNA of Paramecium sonneborni, 591 nucleotides long. Lineage: Eukaryota; Ciliophora; Oligohymenophorea; Peniculida; Parameciidae. The record is from the annotation of a GenBank genome assembly.
AAUAAAAUGGCAAAAUAAGAAUCAAAAAAUAAUAAAAGAGAUCGCAGUCCUGUUGCAGUAUCUAAAUUUUAUAUAUUAAGGAAAUGAAAAUUUGGUAAGAAGCAGUAAGAAAAGAGAAUUAACAUUUGAAAGUUUAUGAACAUUUUACUAUUAACCCACACAAAUGUAUGUGCAACUGUUAAUUCUAAAAUUAGUAUACAUUAUCCAAGAGAAACCUAACAAUAGCAUUAUGUUAUAGAAACAUCUUGAAAAGACAGGAGCCGUUACAAAACCAGCAUUUGAUGUUAACCAAAUUACUGAUGAUUCACCUCCUUUAGAAAGUAAUGAAAAUCAAUAUUUUAGAGGAAAUUAUUGAUAAAUUAAAUACAAUGAAUAGAAUUCCACGUUAGAAAUACUAAUUUCCUUAAACUUCUAAUUAAGAGCUAGGAUGGCAUUCUAAUGUACAAUUUAUUAUUUUUAAUUAGAAUUCUCACAGUCUUUCUCCAUCCAAAUUUACAUACCCUAGAAAAUUAUGCAAAGAAACAAAUUAUGCAAAUGAUUAUUUCACUAUGAAUAAAAUCAGUCCUUAUUCCAAUAAAUUUAAGUGAAACA